AUGCUUCAGAUCAAGAGAGGCAAGGUGGAUGGAUAUUUUCAUCCCUCAGGUGCUGGACAGCAAUGUUGUUAUGAAAAAAGUGGAAACCUGUUGGUGGGUGCCCCAGGAGGAGGCUCAGUUGACAAAGUUUCCCCACAAAAUUUUCUGGGCCAUUUCCUAGAAGAUGUCCUUCCUGCUUUUCUCUGCUGCUUUGGACCGCUUAGUAAUUGUGAUGCUUAUUAUCAGAAGCGUCCUUCCGACAAUGGAGAAGGAUAUAACCCACCCAAUCCUGCAUGUGUCUAUGGAGAUCCCCACAUUGUGACUCUGGAUGGAUUUAAGUACACCUUUAACGGCAAGGGAGAGUACCUGAUAGCUCAAGUGGAUGACAUCUUCUCAUUUCAGGGACGAAUGACCCAAGCUGUGAAUCCUCAGGGAGACCCAGUUGGAGCUUCUGUCUUCUCCGCUGUUGCUAUGAGCGACGGUUCUAGUAUAAUCCAGUUUCAAAUUGGUUUUUCCGAUGACCCUGAUGCUCUUAUAAAUGGAACAUUUAUCGAUUUUACUGAAGUGUCUCUUCAACAGUUCAAUGGAGUGGCUGUCGAAAAAGAUGGAAAUAAACUUUUUGCGAGAUUCAAUAGCGGAGCGUAUAUUGAAGUCAGAGAAGAGAAUGGUUUCUUAUCAAUUCUGUUAGUGAGUUUUCCCAUUUUAUGGAAAGGACGAACCCAAGGGUUAAUAGGAAACUACAAUGGGGACACAGCUGAUGACCUCACACCAUGUACCGGGAAUCCCCUUUCACUGGAUGCGGACUUGAAGACCAUCCAUGAAAUGUUUGGAGUCACGUGGAGUAUUAACAGGCCACAAGACAGUCUUUUCACAUAUCCUGAGGGUGAGAGCUGGGCUAACUACACCUUCCCGAACUUUGAACCGACAUUCGAGGUAGUAUUUUCUAAUUCAUCCUUAGAGCAGGAAGCAGAUGACCUCUGUGGGGAUGACUUUUUCUGUCGGUUUGAUAUAGCCACGACUGAAAACACCAUGGUCGGACUCUUGACCCUGUAUGUGAUCCACCAUGCCUCAACGGGGCUUGCAUUGCCACAAAUACCUGCAGCUGCUCCGUCAGCUACACUGGGGUCAGGUGUGACGCGUCCCUCGUGA
Molecule: messenger RNA, 1128 nt
Organism: Halichondria panicea
Lineage: Eukaryota; Metazoa; Porifera; Demospongiae; Suberitida; Halichondriidae
Product: sushi domain-containing protein 2-like
Exons: 4
Coding region: 1-1128 (375 amino acids)
Source: RefSeq, a predicted model, not a curated record